CCCUGGACUCAAGGGUGCAAACAUUUCUGUAAAAUGCACCCGUCCACAUCCAUGUUCAUUGUUAUUUUCCACUAAAAGAGAAAGGAAACAGCUCGCCAUUUUACGAAUUCCUGCCACCAACUGAUUUCUUUGCGUAAUAAAUUUCAAGGAGCAAAUCCAUACCGUAUUUCAGUUCUCACAAUGUUUCCAAAUUUGAUUAAAUCCAUAUUCAAGAAAGUUCGAGACACCUGGACAAUUCAGACCGAUGAGGAACACCUUACUCACAAUGGAGUCAUUCCUGAUGACAAGAUCCCCCCAUCACCCAAAAUCCAACCUCCUCUCACCCCUACUUUCUCCAUGAUAAGGGAAACUCAUCCCGGAUUUGACCCCCAGCUCGAAUACCUACAAAACACCGUCAUCACCCCAUUCCUAAAUCCGUGUACGAGAACGCGGGGCAAUUAGGGAGCACAAUGACAGAAGCAAUGCUCCUCCAUGGGACGAAUCUUGAGAUGAUAUCACUCCUCGUGAAGGCCACGAGGAAUGAAAUGUCCAUCCAAGGAGGAAACACGAACGUGGGUCUAAUUAAAGUUUGCAAUCAUAACUUGGGUUUGGUUACGGUCGAUAAUAAAUCAAUUUCCCAGGUUUUCAUAGACUCCAUAAAUAAAGGGAAGGAGUGCGAUUAUGCCAUUAUUUUCUGCCCAAAUCUCAUCACUUCGUACGUCUCCUACAUUCUCAGCCAUUUUAGCGAUAGACUGGCUAAAAUGCCAGCAGGUAAAUUUCUCCUCGUGAUUGUCAGUAAUGACAAAAAUGCGUCUUUCUUCCCGUAUGGCUCCAAUGGGAGGUUGAAACGACUUCACGUCCCGGAUCGAUUCUCUACCCUGCAGAGGAGAAAGGUUCUGCUCAAGUGCACCACGAAAUGGGGGGCAAACCAACCAAGUGACGCCCUCUUGGGGAUCGUGGCAGAAAAAAUGGUCGCACUUCCUACAGACGAGGCCGGGCAGGACGCACAGUUGAGAACUUUCUGCCAAAAAGUUUACAGUUUGGGGCUUGCUAGACUAAAGGAGAGGAACGGUUUGACUGUAAGGGAUACCAUUAGUGGGGAAGAUAUCCACGUGGGGGUGCAAGAUUGGCGGGAAGAUUUUAAUAAGAUGGUGGGUAGUGGGGAAAAGUGGGAGGAGGAGGAUUCAGCCGUCCAGCAGGAUAAGGAGGAGAUAGCGAUGCAAAGUAACGAGGAGUGGUUGGAAAUACCGGAGCUAGAAAAGUCUUCAGGUUUGACGAAGGAGGAAAAUUUAUCCGAAUUAUUUACGAAUGUGUAUGGAAAUUGUGGCAGUGUCCACAUCACCAGACGAGCAAAAUGACUUGGUGACGAUUACUGUUAAAGUACCUUCUGGUAAAAAAUGAUCAAUUGUUUUGGCUGAAUUCUGUAAAUUUAGGUUAGAAAAAGAAAUAAAUCUGUAGAGUAUGUAAAAUG
Folsomia candida is the source of this 1450-nucleotide messenger RNA. RefSeq lists its product as uncharacterized. The record is from RefSeq and is a predicted model, not a curated record. Bases 450 to 1337 code for a protein of 295 amino acids. The transcript has 3 exons. Lineage: Eukaryota; Metazoa; Arthropoda; Collembola; Entomobryomorpha; Isotomidae.